This is a messenger RNA of Salvia hispanica, 990 nucleotides long. RefSeq lists its product as uncharacterized. The record is from RefSeq and is a predicted model, not a curated record. Lineage: Eukaryota; Viridiplantae; Streptophyta; Magnoliopsida; Lamiales; Lamiaceae.
CCUAAAGGAGAAACCCUAAUCAGAAUUUCACGGCUCUCUGCUCUCAUACGCACAUUCACAGAAUCACAUUCGCUCCGCUCAAUUUCAGAUUCACAUUCACUCUACUCUCUCGUCGCCUCAUCGCAUUCUUUCCGGCUCAGCCCCGACGCGAGUUCGGCCACCUCGACGCUCGCCCCACCGCGAGCUACGCCGUCUCAGCCGCAUCUUACCCUCGCCAACCAAAGACCGAAGCAGAAGAUGACGACCAACCCAAACACAAAAGAUACGUUACAUGAUACUGAAACUGAGCAACCUGUGCCUGUUGGGUGGUUACAGAAAAUUGAAGAGCGGUAUAGGAAAACCAAAGAAGAUGUUGAGGCUUACCCCUACGUAUGGGGCUCUUAUAUUCUUGUAUACGGAGGUUUUGGUUUAUGGCUGACCUACAGGUGGAGAGCUCUACGCAAAACUGAAGACAGAGUUCGAGCUCUCCAAGAGAAGAUCCGUAAACAACGUGAGGAGGCGUCUAGCUCUGCUGAAGUUGUAGAGAGAUCAGUAAAAUAUGGUUCGACGAAACCCAAGUCGCCAUCUGUUGAUAAAGCUAACCAAUAGUCAGUGUAAGCUACUCUUGAAAGAUAAAUGUUCUUCUGGAAACUUAUGUUCAAGUUCAGAGAAACAGAAGAUUCUGGUACAAAAUUACGUACACUUUCGCUCGUUGUUAGAUCAUAUGAGCUACAUUCCCAGGAUAUGCUAUUCAAGUAACAGAUCUUACACAUGAAUUAUGAGGUGAAAACAUUGAUUUUGGCCUUUUGUUUGCGGUUGAAUGCAAAACUAGAACGCUUGCUUUUGCCAUCGUCUUAUGAUGAAUAUAAAUUUCAUUUUUAUGCUGUGAGCUGCUGGGGAUAUGGUGGCUUGUAAGUUAUAUAGGCAUAGCUGACAAUGAAAGUUUGAGAAUGCAUUGUGGAAGUGGAAGUGUAAGAGGUAUAAAGAUAAAGCUGGUAAUUUCUCAUUUUA